Molecule: messenger RNA, 6565 nt
Organism: Paralichthys olivaceus (Japanese flounder)
Lineage: Eukaryota; Metazoa; Chordata; Actinopteri; Pleuronectiformes; Paralichthyidae
Gene: kpna6
Product: karyopherin alpha 6 (importin alpha 7)
Biological process (GO): NLS-bearing protein import into nucleus
Cellular component (GO): nucleus; nucleoplasm; cytoplasm
Molecular function (GO): nuclear import signal receptor activity; protein binding
Source: RefSeq, a predicted model, not a curated record
GACACACGCUGCGGGCAGACGGAGCCGUGUCGUCGCGAGGAACGAUUAUGAAGUCAUCCUCUAACUGUUGUUUAGCUAGGUAGCUAAGUCGUUAGCUGGGCAGGUCGUUGCUACGUAGUAGCAGCAUCAUGUGUCGCUGUUUCACUUUAGUUUCCUCUCUGUGUUAACUCUCACCAGAGCAGUGUCUGUACCAUGAGAUGUUUAAGAGCCGUCAGCUAGUCCGGCCAAGGAUAACUACAGGAUGAACCGCUAUAAGAACAAAGCACUGAACCCAGAGGAGAUGAGGCGCCGGAGAGAGGAAGAGGGCAUCCAACUCAGAAAACAGAAACGAGAACAACAGAUUUUCAAGAGGAGGAACGUGGACAUUGUCAAUGAAGAAGAGGCCAUGUUUGAAAGUCCACUGGUGGACUCCUACCUCAGCUCUCCAGUAACAGAGGGAGUAAUUACCAGAGACAUGGUUGAGAUGCUUUUCUCAGAGGACCCAGAGCUUCAGCUCGCCACAACACAGAAGUUCAGAAAACUUCUUUCCAAAGAGCCAAAUCCACCAAUUGAUGAAGUUAUAAACACACCUGGAGUAGUUGAGAGGUUUGUGGAGUUCCUAAAGAAGAGUGUCAACUGCACAUUACAGUUUGAAGCAGCCUGGGCACUUACCAACAUAGCAUCAGGCACAUCCUUACAGACGAAGACGGUGAUUGAGGCCGGAGCAGUGCCAAUCUUCAUAGAACUACUCAACUCAGAUUUUGAGGAUGUCCAAGAACAGGCUGUGUGGGCCUUAGGUAAUAUUGCAGGGGACAGUGCAGUCUGCAGGGACUAUGUGCUGAACUGUAACAUCCUUCCACCACUGUUAAUGCUUCUGACCAAAUCCACAAGAUUGACAAUGACAAGGAAUGCGGUCUGGGCUCUGUCUAAUCUCUGCAGAGGAAAAAACCCUCCCCCUGCUUUUGAAAAGGUGUCACCCUGUCUGCCAGUACUGUCCAGGCUUUUAUUUAGCAGUGACCCAGACUUGCUGGCAGACGCCUGCUGGGCACUUUCCUACCUCUCAGACGGCCCCAAUGAUAAGAUCCAGGCCGUCAUCGACUCUGGCGUCUGCAGGCGUCUUGUAGAACUACUCAUGCACACUGACUAUAAAGUGGCCUCCCCUGCCUUGAGAGCUGUAGGAAACAUUGUCACUGGAGAUGAUAUCCAAACACAGGUGGUGUUGAACUGCUCAGCCCUGCCCUGUCUGCUGCACCUUCUCAGCAGUGCGAAAGAGUCUAUUCGCAAAGAGGCAUGCUGGACCAUCUCCAACAUAACCGCAGGAAACAGAGCGCAGAUACAGACGGUAAUUGAUGCCAACAUCUUCCCAGUGCUGAUAGACAUUCUACAGAAAGCCGAGUUCAGAACCAGGAAAGAGGCGGCAUGGGCCAUCACCAACGCCACCUCUGGAGGAACACCAGAGCAGAUCAGGUACCUGGUGAACCUGGGCUGCAUUAAGCCGCUGUGUGAUCUGCUGACAGUGAUGGACUCUAAGAUCGUUCAGGUGGCUCUCAAUGGGCUGGAGAACAUCCUGAGGCUGGGAGAGCAAGAAGCCAAGCAGGAGAACAGUGGCACCGGAGUCAACCCUUACUGCAGCCUCAUUGAAGAAGCCUACGGUCUGGACAAGAUCGAGUUCCUUCAGAGCCACGACAAUCAGGAGAUCUACCAGAAGGCCUUUGACCUGAUUGAGCACUAUUUCGGGGUGGAGGACGAGGACAGCAGUCUUGCCCCUCAGGUGGACCAGGCCAACCAGCAGUUCCUUUUCCCCCAGCAGGAGGCCCCCAUGGAGGGCUUUCAGCUAUAAAUAAGCACCCCUCUCCUCUAAGAUACACCUUAUACCCCCUCCAUACCUCUCGGCCUCAUUGAGGACCCAUUGAUUGAGUUCUGUCUCCAAGCCUCCUUCCCUUAUCUGUCAAUACCCGCCUCCACCUACACUGUCCUCUCAAACACACAUGUAAACACACCCCUGCCCCUUGGAGGAAAACAUGUUCCGUCUCACUCUCCAGCCUAAAUAUGUCCCCCACUCAUCAAGCAGCGGACUGACUUCUUCUCAAUGGGUAGACUCGCAUGUUUCCCAACCAAUUGGGGAAGCACACCAUUCAAGCUCCAUUACACUUAGAUGAGGAAGCGAUCACCUCAUUGCCUAAAGUGUGAGUCUGCCCUGGCUUAAAGCGCACACACAGACAUCUUCCUGCCAUUUGAUAGCUCUUAGAUCCUCUCAUUGGCAGCAACAAAGGCUUGUUGAUUCAUAUCUUUAUAUACAAUUAAAAAAAAAAAAAUGUUUCCAGUGGGACAUUGCUAUUUUCAGGACGACCCUUGUAUCCUCAUGCAAAGUCUGCAAACUGGGGGUGCAUGAGGUGAAAUACGCCCAGCUAAUGAUGUCAGUCUGACUUAGUGCAAUUAUAAAAGUACUUGUAAGAUCCCUUUUCAGUUUGAUGAUUAAUUACCCGCCCCCCCCCAACCAUUAUUUAUGUGCUUCUUAUUAGUGCUUGUGAUUCUUUUUCCUAAUACUGGUCUCUGCAUAUCUGCAAAUGGGAAAAAGAAUCAUAUCUGUACGGGGGUGGGUGGUUUUUUUCAUUUUAUGGGAGGAGAGGUUUGUCCACGCCAAAUUAAGGGCUGUCUGUCUGAUGCCCAAGCUAAACAAUUUGGGUGUUUUUUUUCCUCCCUUGUUUAUCACUUUUUCUUCAAAUAGGAUAAAUUUGUGGGGGUUUUGGUUUGAGCUGAGGGAACAAAUUUAAGAAUUUAGACAUAUCUAUCCCUGGGGGGGCUCUGAAGAGGAUAUUAGAAGGGGAAAUGGGGUUAUUUCUUAAGAUAUGUUAAAAAAAAAAUCCAGGUUUCAAGGGUGGUAUAGUUAGAGAUCCGAUGUUCGUUGUGUGCUGUGUUAUUAAUAACAAUACAUUUGAAUUAUGAAGUGAUUUAACUAUUAAUCAAGGCAUAGCUGGGGUGUCAGGGGGACGAGCCAGCGGCGGCAACAACAACAACAGCAGCAGCAGCAGCAGCAAACCAUACUUAUUUUUAUAUUUAAAUAAAAUCAAGGGAUUGCAGAUGUUUAAAGUAGAGUGACAGAGAUGUCACAGAAAUUUAAGAUGACUUGUUUUUCGUCUCGACUCUCUGACUCUGUUGAAGCCCCAGCGUGAAGUGGCGGCUGCCCGUCGGCUUGGCUCUGUGCUCCCCCUCCCUCCCCAGUAGUAUGUGGUAGGGUUUUUGCAUGGUGUUAUAUUACCCUGCCUACAGUCGCUGAGUAUCCCUGGCCAAACACAGACAGUUGUCACAGAGAGAUGAAGAACAGUGUGAGCAAACACUGUGAGACUUAGCUGUACACUGCUCAGCAUUCCUCGUCGACGGCGUUUGCAACUAAAAAGUGGGAACCGGUCCACAACUAAUUGGUUUGGUGGUGUUAAUAGUGAUAGUGUAGUGACGGUGGUGGUGUUUCUUAUAGCCGUAGAGUCGAUACGUAACCUAUGGCGUUCUAUAUCACCAUAUUUUUGAGGAAUGGGAAUGACAACUGAUAAGAUAAUGAUUUUGCAUGGGUCCUUUGUGAUAUGUAUAAGGUGUUGAUGUAAAUAGCCUGUCCUCUGCCUGGCUAGGAAAGUCUAUGCCGCUUCUUUGUCCCAUCAUGGAUGUAACAACAAGCAGAGUUUGGCUGGGGAUAUAUCGCAGAUCAGUGACGAGCCUAACUGCAACAAAAAAACAAAUUCAAGUAUAUCUAUAUAUUUGAAUUUUGAUGUAUUUGCAUUAUAUAUAUACAUAUAUAUUUGCGCACACUUCAUGUACACUUGCAUACAACACCAGCAGACACUGUACACACACACACACACACCUCACACAGAUGAGUGGCUAGGAACAAGGUAAAUAGUUUCCAUAAGGAUUAUUAUCAUUUUUUAUGUUGAAUUUUCUCCAAAGGGUGAGAUCUGCCAUUUUGGCUUUUUUUCAGAGCACACAUUUUCUUUAUGUUUCAAUAGAAGUUUUUCUUGGUUUCAGUUUGAAUUUAAAUUGAGAUUGUUUUCAGUUUUAAUCGAGACAACGAACAGAGAGGUUUCGGUGCACACAUGCUGUGAAGUCUCAUGGAAACUCUUUCGUUGCUUCUAGCCACACGACUAAUGAUGGUUUAAAUCAGUCCUGUAAACUCUGACCUGAGAUCAGCGUGGCCUCUGAAAGAAGCCGAUCUCAGGUCAGAGUUUUAGGCUUUGUGGAUGGAGCAGAACUGUGGUUGUGUGAUGUUUGACUGACAGGCACUGUGUGAGGAAGAGGUAGAGUAACUCUUUGACUAUGUCCCCAUCAGAGUCUGGGAGCCUCUGUUCUGUGGAUCACAGGAGACAUUUUAUCAUGGAGCUAUCAACACACUUACUUAUGAUCUUUUUUGUUCCAAAGGACGUCCCCUUCUUUGGUAGAGCCUCCUUUUUGGAUGCACCGUCUUAUCUUUUCCCCUUGGUCUGUUUCGGUAUUAUAUUUUUACAGUUUCCCUUGUCAUUGCAGAAUAUCAGAGUGUCAUAGUGCGGCUGUUAGGCACAGUGGUUCACUGACCACAGAGGAUCAUACGUUUGAGUGUCUGAUUUAGCUUUUUGAGUAAAAAUGUCGUCCACAGAACAUGUGUACUCCCAGCAGACAUAAGAGGUCAAAUCAUGUAUAAUUGAGCAUCAAGAACAUGCCUCUACAUGACGGAUAUGUGGAGCAGCAUUGAUAACUGAAGUCUUCGAUUUCAUGGACAGUUUUGUGCUCAUCUUACGAGCAACGCCAGAAUCGAGAUGUUUCAACAACAAAAAAAGAAAAAAUCAGUGCAUCAAUCAGGAAAAAUAUAUUAUAUUUCUGAAAAAUGAAAAUGCACUCCUAUUCACAAAAGUGCCAACCUGACCAACAAAGACUGGAGGUUCUUAUGUAUCUGUCUUUGACUUAUAGAUUUAUUUUCCUUUAUAUCUUUUAUUUACUUGAAUGUGCACACAUUUUGUGCAAAACAUUGCUGCUCUAUUUUUCCUUAUCUUUAAAGUUACAUUAUUAGCCAUAGUUUCUUUGGGAAAGUGGCUUUCUUUACUGUGGGCACCUAAAAAACAAACAAAAAAAAGCGAUUAAGGAAGUGUAAUUGUCAAGCUGAGGGGGGGCAAGGACUUGAGAUGGUUUCCAUGCUAAACGUCUUCAAAAGAGUUUCACUUGGAAUUGAUCAAUUGAUUUCCUGUGGCGGAAUCAGUAGAGUAUAAUAUUUAACAUUUUCUUUAAAUCGCCGCUUGCAGCCACUCCCUCUUUGUGCUAAGAGAAAGUCUGCGCUGACAGAAUUAUUGUAGAACUUCAGUGUGGCCCGUGAUACAAAUUGUGGAAAUGAAAACAAUCAUCAUAGCAGACAGAUGCAGGUACUGCCCUUAUUGUCGAACUUAGUUUACCAAAGUCUUGUCCCCCUGAAGACUGGUUUAAAUUAUUUACUUGAUGUUUUUGUUUUCAGUAGUUGGUGUGAUUGGCUUGUGUUGACCCAGUCAGUCUGACUGAGAGAUUGCUCCAGGCCAUUGAAAACUUGCUUCUUUUCAUUAGAAGCUGCAUGAGCUCAGUCCCACUUUUCUCGCUUUUCUUUUUCUCUCAAGUCCAAGUACUGUUUAGGGAGCCAGAAAAUUCUGCAACAAAUAAUCCAGACGACUGCAAUAAUUAUUGUCUGAGAAUCCGGCGCCCCAGAGGCAAAGAUCCACCUCCAAACUGUUCACAUAGGUGACACUCCUUCCACUGGGUGGAGCUAAAAGAGGCGACUACUUGACAUUUUUCUAAGAUAAAAUCUGGGAUUCAGAAAUUGUGCAGUGAUUUACAUUAAAAAGUAUUAUAAGUUAAACUAUAUGUAUGUUCUGAUACAUUGACAGGGAUUCAGAUGCAAUUCUAAUCACUUCUGAGAAGUGGAGAAAAAAAAAGUCUCAUUAGAACAUUUCACAGGAGAAAAAAAAUAGGAAGUGAGGAUACAAGCCUUUCUGCGUUUCUUGAUCUUUUUCUUGAUCAGGAUAUUCUGGGCUAUAUUUUUGAAUAAUUGUGUUUAGAGUAAAAGUUUGUCCUUGUCAGGCUGCAUGAUCAGGAACCUUGUUGUCUAUGGGGGAUUGAACAGACAUCACUAAAUAUCUCAAACCUGACUUGUCUUCCGUCCUAGAAGGUGUUCAUGUCUACAUUAAAAUCUAAAGCCAUGCUUGGCUUGUUCAAGUAAUGUCUACGCUACAAAUGUUUACAAUGCUGCAUGUUUGUUAAAAAAAAGAAAAAAAUACUUUUCAUAUGCCAUCACUGACCAGUCCUGGUGUAGCCACGGCUCUGGUCCUCUCAUUUCUUUUACAUGUAUUUAUUUUCUCUUUUCUUGUUUAUGAUUUUUCAUUUUGCUCAAAAUUACCCAUCUUAUACUGUGACUUGACUUGACUUUACCGACGGUAUGAAUGAGUGACGAGAAACUAAUACACUUCAGCUGAACAUGACACACAAACAUGAACAUGGAAAAAAGAAUACAUACAGGAAAUGGCAACAAUAUUAAAAAAUGUAAAGAAAAUAUAUUGAAAUUAAAAUUGUUCAGUGGAAAUACUGUACAAAACAAAUAAAGUUA